Macrosteles quadrilineatus (aster leafhopper) is the source of this 6735-nucleotide messenger RNA. RefSeq lists its product as uncharacterized. Bases 88 to 2820 code for a protein of 910 amino acids. Lineage: Eukaryota; Metazoa; Arthropoda; Insecta; Hemiptera; Cicadellidae. The transcript has 5 exons. The record is from RefSeq and is a predicted model, not a curated record.
UUGAAAUUGAGGUUAUGUGCGGCCGUUGAAGAUUGUUCAUUCCACGACUAUGUUUAUUGAUAAGUUCAAAAUUAAUAUUAUCAAAAAAUGACAACUGCUUAUAGUGAAAUGGGUGAUUUGUGUGAAAACAAUGAUUUGAAAAUGAAAGAAACCAUUCCAAGUCCAAACAAAAACAAUAACAUAACUGUAAAUAAAAGUGAAACAUUUGAUGCUGAGUUUGAUCUACUUGAAUCUACUUUAUCUGAGUAUAAAGAUCAUGAAAAUUGCUUUGAUGGACAUUCUUGUGUAACCCAAGUCACAAAUGAUAAUUCAAAUGUAAAUGAACCAAGCUUUCCUAACAAUUAUAAUCUUACUACAAACAUUACACCUGAUUUUGAAGUUCAAAAUAUGGCAACAGAUACGCCUAAGUGUGAUGAUGGUAGUACUCAUAAUGGUUCACCAACAACUCAGAAUCCUAAGUCAGUGUCUUGCCAAGGAGUCUUUCAAAACAGUUCUGAAAAAGUGCUUUCACUUUUAGAUAGUGAAUUAAAAUCUGAAAUCAUGAAUGAUAUUUCUUCUGUUGAGGGAGUUGUCUUAAUCACUGACAAAAAACAAAUCCUGAAUAUAAACACUAGUGAAAAACAAUGUGGUGAUCAAACUAGUCUUUCAUUCAACGGUUUAGAAGUAGGGGAUUCCAAUGAAGAACCCAAUGAAGAACUCAAUGUUGGUUCGAGUGAAGAAAAAGACCUUUCUACAAGUUCUUAUAAAGAUUGUAAUAUUUUAAACCAUGUUUCCGAAAAUUCACCAAUUGAUCUUGCAAACAACAAACUUGAAACCAAUUCAACUGGAAACCAACUGAAUUCAAAUUCAGACGUAAAUAAUUGUGAAGAGUUACCUAAAUCCACCCAAAAUAUGGGUGAUGAUGAGUGUUUUCCAUGUUGGUCUAAUGAAUCCAAUAGUAACUCAAAUGCUGCAAGUGAGUGUAAGGAAGUUGAGGAUCCCAAACUUGAGUCUCAAUAUGUUGUUAAUGAAAAGACAAAUGAAGACAAUAGGCAUACAUGCAACGUUGAAGAAAGUUUAGGUAAAAGAAGAGAUCUAUACACCACACCUCAAAAAUAUACAAUUCAAACUGAAUCGGCAGUUGAGUCACAAGGAAGUGAGGUCUCAAGUUUUAAACAAGUAUCAAAUCAAGGGAUGUUUUAUAGCACCCCCAAUGUGUCAAGAAAUGCAGAAGAUACGAACAAUGUAUCUGUAGGGGAUACUUUUUUUGGGUAUGUGUCGCCUUUGAAUGUCAAAUGCUCACAAGGAAAGAAUAACUUAAAACGGAAACAUGUUGGACUUGAACCAAUAGAAGAAACCAAUGAAGAUAGUGAUUCCAUUACUGAGAAAAAAUUGAGAAUUGGAGAAAACAAUCCUGUUGUUGACUCAGAAGAAUUCUCAUCGAAACUGCAAUGUUUUGAAGCACCAGCAAAAUCUUUAUUGAAGAUGUGGCAACCAAGUUGUCUCUCUCGAAAUAUGUCUUCAGGCUUUAUUGUAUUGGACGAAUGUGGUGAUUCUGAAGCCGAAUGUUCUAAAGCUGAUCAAGAAAAUCCCUUUGUAGCUGAUUCCUCAAAAGUCGAUACCUCAAAACUAGAUGACUUUGAGAUAGCUUGUCAAUCCUUAACUGAAGCUAUGAUGAAAAGCUCCUCCCAUAUUGAAACGUUGGAAAAAUAUCACUCCCAAGUUCAACUUGAAAACCAGUUGGACGAUGAAAAAUUUAAUGAAAUUUGGAAGGAGUUAUCAAUGAACGUUGAUCUGGAUGAUAAUACUUGUUUCUCUUUAUUAUCGAUGGAUGAAAGCACAAUAACCAAUGUAGAUAAAACCUGCCUUAAAUCAAUAGCCAUGGAUCAAUCAAAUGAUGCUGACAGCAAGGUCAAUAAUGAUGGGUUUGCAUCAGAAAAUGUGACAAUCGUUGAAGGAAAUAUGUCUGAUGUCCUCUCAUCCAAGGAAAUGGAAGGUCCUAUCGCAAGUGUAAAAAAAGAAUCUGAUGAUCAAGAGCACACUAAUUACAUUGAAGAUUCUAAAAGUAAAAUAAAAGAAGAACCACAAGGUAGUGAUGAAGAGGAAUCUGAUGAUGAAGAAAAAGUUCUUUUGGAGGGAAACAACAAUGAAAAUGACUAUGAAUUUUUUGAAUUUGUUAGCUCAGACCCUAAGGAGAAUGAAGAUAAUUAUAACCCAGAAUGGCAGAAGCUUGGCAGGUUAACAACUGAUGAAGAGAGGUAUAAGGCUGUAAGAGACAGAUGGCGAAGUCUUGUUCCACCUGAUCCCAAUAGAAAUUUGACUUAUCGUCAAUGGAGAGCAAGGAACAAAUUGUCCCCUAUUGAAUUCACCCUAAAUAACAACAACUAUCACACAAUGGACGAUAACAAAAAGAAGCGAUUGUGUACUGCAAUCUUUAAAGAAAAAAUCAAUUCUAUUGCAAAAGAUUUGGAGGAUACCAGGAUGGAUAUUUAUCGCAAGAGGAAUAGAGAGUUUGAACUACUCGGACAUGCUCAAGAUGAAGAACAGCUGAGAGCUCGAAUGAGUGGGUACCCGGAUCUGGGCCGGCUGCAUAGUUACCAUUUGAAUCAAUGCAGAUCAGUAAAAGAGCAGUUUGACUUGGAGCUGAAACGGAUCGAAGAAAUAACAGAAGCAAAAAUACGCAUUUUGAGAGAUGCUGAAGAAGAGGUACUCUUAUUUCAAAAAUUUUACAAAGGUGUCGGUGCUCAAGAUGACACUGAAAUGUACUUGACGGAGAUUCAAGUCCAAGAGUUAAUGGAGACUGAAGAAAUGCUUGAAAAGUAUAAGGAAAUGUACAAUUAAGACGUAGUGUUGACUUUUAUCUAAGCACAGAAACUGAAUAUUGUAUAGUGUUAAUGUGAUGGACCAAAUGAUAUGGUAACAGAAGCUCAAAGAAUUUAUUUAAAUUCUAUUGUGAUAUACAGUAGGAAGAGUGUUUGUUUCUUUUGUAUGAAAAAGACGUUUGGUAUUAGACUAUGCCAUUACCCUGUUUGUUUUAGGUUAUUGAUCAGAAUAUGGUCAAUAAAUAAUUUGGGUAAACAAAUUUAAUUUUUUUAAGAUAAUGACUUUUUAAGACUAUAUCUGAUGCUGCAACAUAGUUUAUGUGACCUCAACUAAAAAGAUAACAUCAAAUUAGUCCUGAAAAAUUAUUUAAAACCUACUUAAUUAUUACUUUGCUUUUUCAACAUUUCAAUUAUAUUAUGCCUGGUAAAAAAUCAAGUUAAAACACAUUGCCCCUUAAUUAUACUGAGAGUAAGAAUCAUAGAGUGGGAAUGGAUCAUUCCCGCUCGCUAAUCAGCUGAUUUUACUGAUGGUGUUUCUACACCAAUCACACCCGCGGAUCCCGUAGGUUAGUUAACAACAGGUAAGAAAAUAACAUAACCUUUAAAAAAAUCAAACAUAAGCAUAUUAGCUAACGUAUUGCUUUCAUCUGAAUCCCUCACUUCAAUGGAUGUAUGUAAAAAAAUUUACCAAAUCACCCAAGGUUGAUAACUGACAGUAGUGUGGGAUACCUUCCUUUUUUUAUUAAGUGAUACCCAUUGUCUACAGAAAAUCCUGGUUUAUGGAAAUUACCAAGAGCUAAUCAACUUGAAUCUUUACCAUUAUCUGCAUUAUAGUUUUAAUAGGAUUUGACUUUUGACAAUUGCUCGCAUAAUACUGUAUAGUAACAGUGGUUACUAGAAGACAGUACAAGCUACAAUGUAAACUGAUUAACUUACAAUUUCAAAAUGUAAUUCUUUUUAUUUAAUAUUUUUUUAGUAAACAAUAAAAUAAAAAUAUAGUGUAAAAUUAACACAUUUUAAUCAAACAAGACAUCUUGUUAUUAGUGAACAUUGCAAACAUUGCAAAUGUACUUAGUUGCAGUUUAAAACAAUAAACGGUCACAGAACAAGUAAUUAGAUUGAUAUGUUUAAAAUAUGUAUCUCUAUUGUCAGUUCAAUUAUUGUUAGUUUCCUAAAAAAGGGAUAAAUUGUAUCCUCUAUUGAUGGGUACCCAAUUUAAACUUAAGUAAAAAUAAUUAUUUAGGAUCAGAACUGGUCAUAUGUAGCACUUAGCAUUUAUGUUACCUAGCCUAUUUUUGUACCAUUAGCAUUUUUUGUGUCUUAUGCGGGGUUUUUAUAGUUCAUUGUUUAAAUUUAUAACUAUUGAAAUGUUAAAUAUAGUUGUUAUUGGAGUCUUACACAAUAUAUUGGGUGAAAAUAUAGUAAAACAAAUUUACUAUCGGCUUAAAGGAAGUUUUAAAAAUUACUCAAUAUCUUAAAACGUAUGGCUUGUUUUAGUUAUUUUUAAUAAGAGCCAUACCAUUUAAAUUAAACUUAAAAUAGUUUCCUCUAAUACAAGGCUGCACCAAACAUUGUGGCAACACCGCACUUGCCAUAGUCUUGACAGUAAUAACAAACGUGUAAACAUAAGCAUUGCACACAUACUCCAUACGUAAUGUGAUACAGCUCUCUCAGUAGGCCGGGACUGUGACGUUGCCAGUUAAGCCUCGCUGCGGCCUAGUACUAGAGGAGGCUAUGAUAAUUGCAUAAAUUUUAAUUCAGUUAUAGACUACUUAAUCUAUUGCAAUGUGAACUUGAAAUACACUUUGUGUAUAUAAUCAAUUUAACCUCACUGUAAACACUAACCGUAUGAAAACUAUAUUAACUAUUCCAAACCAGACAGACAUAUUUUUUUCAGACAUAUCUUGUAUGCUAUCUUUAAGUUUCUUGUUUUAAUAAUUUUUCCUUUGAUUUAGCAUAUUUAUUAAAUUAAAUGUCCAGGUAAACAUUUGUAACUUGUGACUUAGGGCCUACUCAGCCAACUUACAAAAAUAUUAUUAAGUAAGGCCUAAUUCGUAGUCAGCAAACUUUAAAAUGUCUUACUAAUAUAAAGAAGAAGAGGUCCCAUUCUAGUAGCCUACUUCUACUAGGCUAUAAUGUUGGCCGAACAAUAUCUUUUAUUUUCUUCCAAACUGAUGAUUUUGAUGUGAAACCUAGUUUUAGGUAGCAUAUAGAGCUAUGUCAAGUGUCGAAUGUUAACAAAUUUUCUGCUUUAUUGUAACUUUUUGGCUCAAAUUUGACUUACUGACUCAAAUUGGUGAUUUUAUCGUGAUAUACUCUGAAUUAUUCCAAACAUAAAAUAAAUUAUUUUUUGAAUCUUGAGAGUUUUAACGGUUUUUAUUCAAUGUAUAAUAUGUUAUUCUCUCACUUAUAGACUAAACGGGUCUAAUUUAAUUGUACUUAGUUACUAAAAGGUAGCCUACUUUGAGCUAACAAUCUUAACCGUCGUCGUAAAGGAUCGGACCAGGCCAGACUCUUAAGUUUUAAAGCUCCGCAACAAUAAAUAGUUCUUUUUUACUCUAGGGAAAUUAUAAACUCUUAAGAUUUAUAUAAAAAAAAUAACACAAAACCGCAGCUUUACAGCUACUUGUAAGUUACUCUUAAAAAAACUAUGCUUUAAUAAUUCUUAUCAAAUGGCGACCAUACAAAGUAGGUAUUUUAAGCCAAGUAUGAAUGGAAAUGAGUGGCGCGAUCUUGUAGUCUUGUUAGUGACUUGUUUGUUAUGCUCCUGAAAAAAAAAACUAUGAACACAUUUAACAUAUUGGUAACGUACAGUACAUAACUAUGAGGCAAAGUAGGACUAGGUCCUAGAACAUCCCCAUUUGGCUCAUUUCCCACUGAAACGUCAAAUUAACUAUUGACUUUUUUGUGUUUAAUACUUCUUAAUUCAAUACUAUUAUAAUUUAAAAUUCAGUAUGGUCCCUGCUUAGUUUUGGAAAACUACUACAAGUCAUAAAAAAAGGAAAAAUUUACAUGCUAGUUUAGUGGUUCAUAGUAGGCUUAUAAAUCAUUGAGAUUUACCCUUGAAAAAUGUGCCGGCAAAUCAUAACUUCCUUACACUUUAUUGUUCUAUUUUAAAUGUUUCUAGAAACCUAAAAAGUUUUACACAUUAAUUUUUUUAUAGAUCCCCUUAUAUUAAUCACAUUUUCUAUUUAUUCUCCCGUAUUGUCUGACAGUAAGCUUAGUCAUAUGAAGUACAAAAUCCAUAUAGCUAUAAUAGAAGUUAACCACUAUUUUCAAUUGAUAAAAAUAUAACAAAAUGAAGGCGGUUAAGAUAAGUGGCUGGUAAGGUACCAAAAACCACAUUUUGAUGACUGUAAAUAGGUAGUGUUAGCAUUUAUUUUUUAUAGUAGUUUGUUAAUGUUUUGUUAAGUUUGUAUUUUUUAAACCUGAGUAAACGUAGAUGGUUUUAAGUGCAGUAAGUACCUGUUGUGUAGAUAAAAUGUUAGUUGACAUUAAUGUAUUUUUGAUACAUUUUCAGAGGGUUUGCAUUUGCAGGCUUAAGGUUGGAUACAUCCUACCAAAUGUGUUUGCCAAAAUAUUUCCAGUAGGCCUACUCAGAAAUCCAACCCAUUAAAUUUCAUUGUGAAUGACAUAAAUAAAAUGGCAAUUCAUUAAAAAUAAUUUAAUUUAUGUUCCUCGUAUAAUAAGUUGUCAAGCAAAAAUCGUAUUACUGUAUGCACUUUCAAAUUCUUUUUUAGUGAAGAAAUGUGCAAAAAAUAACAAACAGGAUAAAUUAACAAUGUUGCUAUGUUUAUAUGUUUUAUUUAUAGCAAAAAUUCUAAAUAAAAUAAUUUAAUGUGCCAUGAAAAAGAGGAAGUAUGUAAGUUACUCUAUUGGCCAAAAUUACCGCGUUAUAAAUAUGCCACCCAAAACUAAUUUAAUUUAAUUAAAU